This is a messenger RNA of Manis pentadactyla (Chinese pangolin), 1516 nucleotides long. It is a transcript of the gene TMEM101, whose product is annotated as transmembrane protein 101. Bases 27 to 800 code for a protein of 257 amino acids. Gene Ontology annotation, biological process: positive regulation of canonical NF-kappaB signal transduction. The transcript is spliced from 4 exons. The record is from RefSeq and is a predicted model, not a curated record. Lineage: Eukaryota; Metazoa; Chordata; Mammalia; Pholidota; Manidae.
GCCGCAGCGGACUGCCCUUCCCCAAGAUGGCGUCGAAGAUGGGUUCGCGAAGGUGGAUGCUGCAGCUGAUCAUGCAGUUGGGUUCAGUGUUGCUCACACGCUGCCCUUUCUGGGGCUGCUUCAGUCAGCUCAUGUUGUACGCUGAAAGGGCCGAGGCGCGCCGGAAGCCCGACAUCCCAGUGCCCUACCUGUACUUCGACAUGGGGGCGGCAGUGUUGUGCGCUAGUUUCAUGUCUUUUGGAGUGAAGCGCCGCUGGUUCGCGCUGGGGUCCGCACUCCAGCUGGCCAUUAGCACCUACGCCGCCUAUAUCGGGGGCCACGUACACUACGCGGACUGGCUGAAGGUCCGUAUGUACUCACGCACAGUUGCCAUCAUUGGUGGCUUUCUUGUGUUGGCCAGCGGCGCUGGGGAGCUGUACCGACGGAAACCCCGCAGCCGCUCCCUCCAGUCUACCGGCCAGGUGUUCCUGGGCAUCUACCUCAUCUGUGUGGCCUACUCACUGCAGCACAGCAAGGAGGACCGGCUGGCAUACCUGAACCAUCUCCCAGGAGGGGAGCUGAUGGUCCAGCUGUUCUUCAUACUGUACGGUGUCCUGGCCCUGGCCUUCCUGUCAGGCUACUACGUGACCCUGGCUUCCCAGAUCCUGGCUGUACUGCUGCCCCCAGUCAUGCUGCUUAUUGAUGGCAACGUUGCCUACUGGCACAACACGCGACGCGUUGAGUUCUGGAACCAGAUGAAGCUCCUUGGAGAGAGUGUGGGCAUCUUCGGGGCUGCUGUCAUCCUGGCCACUGAUGGCUGAGUUGCAUGGCAAGAGGGUGAGAUGGGUGCAGGGAACCACAAGUUCACCCUGCCUUCCUCCUUGCUGGCCCAGUUAUGUUUGUUUAUGCUUUUUGGUCUGUUUGAUUCUUUGCUUUUUUUGUGUGUUGGUAAGAGGCAGGUUUCUUCCCCAGGUCCUGGGCUCAGCCCUUGUGGGGGUGGGACCCCUGAUGAUGCCUUGCAGGGUUGUUUUUUUUUUUCUCCUGUUUGUUAGGAGAGAACAGGAAGCCAGCUUCUCCCCUGGGUCUCCUGUCCCAGAGAAGGGAGUGAGGCAGGCCUAGGGCAGGGGUACUGAGAGUGGGAGACUGAGGAAGGAAGACCGAGAACCCCACGUGAGCAGACAUGGAAAAUUCCUUUUUGAACCUGGCAGAUGCAGCUAGGCUCUAGUGCUUCUUGGAGGCUGAGAGUGAGUAUGUGAUUGACAAAUGGAUUAGACCCAGGAGGAACAGAGGGGCUGGGCACCACAGAAGUCAUGUGGGUUCUCAGGGUAUGCCAGGGACAGAAACAGCACUAUCUGCUGCCCACCUUGAGAGUAGAGCAGGCCCCAGUCUACUCGGAUGUGCAGGGGUGGGGCAGGUAGUGGCCAGCUUCCUGCCUCCUGCCUUCUGUUUCUAACUCCAUGGUUGGCCUGGUGGGGCUGAGGGCUCUCCCAAACACCAGACCACACAGUCCUCCAAAAAUAAACAUUUUAUAUAGUCA